Messenger RNA from Lethenteron reissneri (Far Eastern brook lamprey), 8710 nucleotides. RefSeq names its product deubiquitinase DESI2-like. The record is from RefSeq and is a predicted model, not a curated record. Gene Ontology annotation, biological process: protein deubiquitination. Gene Ontology annotation, molecular function: deubiquitinase activity. Lineage: Eukaryota; Metazoa; Chordata; Hyperoartia; Petromyzontiformes; Petromyzontidae.
GUUGUUGCUCAUCCGGGCGGGAUCCAUUGUCCUGGAAAUAAAGACGCAAAUCACAUCAGGGCAUCAGCAUCAGCAGCAGCAUCAUCAGCAGAGACAGAGACGGACAGAGAGACACGGGCCAGCAGCAACAGACUGGGAGACAGCUGGAGACAGACACAGCCCCAAGGGAGAGCAGCCACCACACCCCCCAUCUACACACGAGGCAGCAGCAGCAGGAGGAAGAGGUGGCGGAGGAUUAAGGGGAAAAGGAGGUUCAGGUCGAAUUGGAGAACAGCAUAAGCGGGAGGAUGUGGAGGAGGUGCAAGGCACGAGGGAAGAGUUCGAAGAGGAGCGAAUAGAGCAAGGAGGAAGAGGAGCCAGGAGACGGAGCGAUUCAAGAAAGAGUCGGUGAAUGAAUGGGGAGCGAGAUACGAAACUAGAGGUUGCAGGAGGAGGAGGAGGGGCACACAUCGUUUAGGAAGAGGUGAAGGUGGAGGGAGACAAGACGGAAGAAAAGGUAGCGGUGCGAGAGGAGCCUAAAGAAGGGGAGGAGGUGAAGGGGAUAGGCAGGAGGAAGAGAAUAGGAACGAGAAGCAGAAAGCGGAGGAAGCGCGACUCGAGCGAGGUGGAAGCGUUCGGAGGAGUGGACGGCAAGAGGAGGAAUUGGAAGAGGUAGUGGGAAGGGAGGUGGCCAAAUGUGCAGCCGAGACAAUGCUGGCAUAGAAGCUGGGGAGGAGGGCUGAGAUGAGGUGUCGUCUCAAGAAGAAGAACAAACAGGAGCCACUGUCACCCUCCACGUUCUGCUCAUCGUCGGCAUCUUCAUCAUGAGCCGGAGGGCUGCAUAGCGGGGCUGUGGCUGAAUGGGAAGCAUGGCGAACGAGCCGGUGGUGCUCAAUGUGUACGACAUGUACUGGAUGAACGAGUACACCUCCACCAUUGGCAUCGGCAUCUUUCACUCGGGCAUCCAGGUGUACGGGCGAGAGUUUGCGUACGGGGGCCACCCGUACCCGUUCAGCGGCGUGUUCGAGAUCGUCCCUGGAGACGUCGCAGAGCUGGGGGAGACGUUCAAGUUCAAGGAGGCGAUCAUGCUGGGCACCACCGACUUUGCGGAGGAGGACGUCGCCCAGAUUGUGGAGGAGCUGGGCAAGGACUUCAAAGGCAACGCCUACCACCUCAUCAACAAGAACUGCAACCACUUUACCGCCGGCCUGGCCGAGAUCCUGUGCGGCAGGGAGAUCCCGCGCUGGGUCAACCGCCUGGCGCACGUGAGCUCCUGCAUCCCCUUCCUGCGCAGCCUCCUGCCCCGCGAGUGGCUUAUGCCGGCCGCCCUGCAGAGCAGCCUCUCGCGCUCGCAGCUGUGCUCCGAGUCGAGCUCCGGCCACACGCCGCCCCCGCCGCCGGCGGCGCCGCACUCGGGGCACCACGGCGAGCCGCACGCCGGCGCCACCGCCGGCACGACCGCCGGCGCCACGGCCUUCGCGUUCCCUCCGCCGUCGGCGUCGUCGGCGUCGUCGUCGGCGGCGGCAGGCGCCGGCCACGUGCACUCGCAGGCCGGGCAUCACCACGCGCACCCAACGGGAAGCGGCAGCCAGGGAGGAUCGGGCAGCAGCCGCUCGUAUCGCCAGACAAGGGUGUAGGGUCAGGGUUUGACCUGCGUCCGGGCGGUGGAUACGGCGUUCCCUCUGCGGACGCGGCUCACUGCGAUUUAAAGCCGGACUUUGUGAGUUAUACGCCAGCUCUGCGCUGCCGUUCACAACAAAGAAGUCGGAGUCUCAACGGUCAACCGAGCAUGGGGCAGCGUGCGCCUCUGUUGGAGGUCCAGAGCCGGUGUUUGAAAAUCAGCAUCGCGACGGCGGGAGCCAGCCUCCUGCUGCGGUGUCAGCUUUGCGCGGGCACAGGGAAGAGCCCCAGCAAGAGGUCUUUGUGUCGCAGAGUCGCGACCGGAGGCAGUCGCAACGCAGUGACGAACCGAGCCCACGGAGUCAAAGCGUUCCCCGCGCAGAUGGAAGACAAAGAAGGUCUGGGCAUCAUCUUCGAUUUUCCAGUGCCAUCUGAGUUAUGGACCUCUUUCACCACUUGGGAUGUAGAGUGAUGUUUUUUUUGUUAUAUUUCCUAAAAACAGCCAUUGCCACCAAAAGAAAGCCAAUUUGUGAUCUGUUUUGCAGAGAUUACUGCAAAACCUGUGCAGUAUGCGUGCUUAUGACACCUUUUACAGGCAUGUAACGAUUAAACCCCCAACAAUGAAUUUCAAGAAAGACUCAAUUUCUAAUCAUUGUGGAGUGAAUUGGAAUCUUAAAUGCCUUCCAGAAGCACGAGUGGGUAGAAUCAGUCACAUGCAAUGUUGACGAACAGAAACGAAUCUGUUCCUACGCGCACGAUUCGACGCGCGUAUCGUCACCGAAAUUAUUUCAAUCGAUUAUACUUAAUGCAUCGUUACAUGUUUAAAAUUGGAGGAUUUAUCUACUUUUAAUACGAAUCUAUUGUGUGCAAAGCAGAGGAAUAGUAAAAACAAAAAUGCAGAGCGUUGUCUUAACUCAUACGUCAAGGGGUGGCUGGGUGGUCUGGCAGAAAUUAACCCACUCACCGCCUAAGCUGCUUCACUGCUUUUUGUGUUUCGUUUGUUGUCCUUCCCCCGCACCUUACAUAAGCACGGUCGCAUGCAUGUAUGUUGAACUUCUUUCGCACUGCACGUAGCCAACCGUGCUCAUCAGAGGUAUGUGGAAGGACAACAAACUAACACACAAAAACUGUUCUAAAGAAAAGAGUUUUCAGUCUAGAUUUCAAAGUGCACAGCUCCAGUGGCUGGCUACGUAAAGUGCAAAAGAAGUUCAACAUAUAUACAUACACACAAGCUCGACCGGUCAGAAUUCUGGACCGAGAUGCAGUGGGAACCUACAGGUACGAUGAUAAUGGCAGAACACUGCAAGGACAUCGUCCAAUUCAACAGUGACCUUAAGCUCACGUUAUUGUCUGGGUUAAACAGGGUGAUCCAUUUCAAUAUACCCAUCUGAAACAAUAGGUAGAAUUUAUACGAAGAGCAACAUUGUAAUUCAAAGCCUCCGCACGUCUCCGACAGAUCCCAGUGCGCUCUUCACAUCCUGUGACACUCCCCCGACGAACUCCGUACAACAUCUAGAAAUGAGCACAGGCCGUGGCAGACAAACCGGUGUAACACUCGCGGAUGCGCAUUGCGUGUACAAACGCCUUCAGCCCUGAUGCGAAACCACCAGUUCCAAAAGAACUGCACACGUACGGUUGUGCUCGACCACCAAUUAAAAUUCCGGCCGCAUUUCCCCCAGCGCCGUCGAGCUUGUGGGCGCAAUGCGCAUCUUCACGAGUGUUGUGAAGACACAGGUGCUGUGAUUUGCUCAACAUUUUAAUGAUGCGAAGGCCGAGGUGACACCACCGCUCACCCACACCCUCACACCCACGCAGGGGCCUUUGAUGUGAUCCCACAAGGAAACAUAAAAACCCGGUGGGGUUACGUCGGGCGAACGCGUGGGCCACCCAAUUGUUCCCACCAGGGCCAAUCCACCAGACGGACGUCUCUGAUAACCCAGAAGUUCAACGUACACACUGUGUGUGUGUGUGUCUCAGUGUCAUGGCCAAAUGUGUCUGCGAUUAACGAGCUGGUCCAGAAGAUUGCGUUCCGGGACCAUCUUCCGAACGAGCCGCGUGCAGCUCAGUGGCGCUUCACCGACCGUUUAAAUCAUGAGAUGUUUCGUUGUUUUCUUAAACUCAGACAGUAACUACCUCUAAGCAGGCAAACCCUUUCAAGUUGCCUUCCGCUGCGUGCUACGCUUCAGACUAAAACCUGCGGCACGCUCACGCAUUGGACUGGUUACGGAUGGCCAAUUGCCUUUCCAAGAUGCCAAGUUUAACUAUUUUAGCAAAAUCUUCUCGGCGUGGCUGGAGGGAAAGCAGAUUCCCCCCGUGGCAUUUUUGUUCCCUUUGUAUAUCUGCCAUCACUCAUGCGUAGAUUCUUAACGUAUUUAUCUUUACACCUUAACCCCCCCCCCCCAACCCUUUUGUGUCGUGCAACUUUGGGAGGGGGCCCAAUCCAAACUGUAAAGAGCAUUAUUGAUCGGAGGCUUUGUGAUCGAGCUCCAAAAAUAUAAUCAAAUUUUAUAUUCUCCUUUUACGGUUUUUUUUUCUUCUAAAAAAGAACCUCGCGUGGGGAUAGAAAGGAGUGGCGGCACUGAGCCAACGUGAAUUAAGUAACAGACUCUGUGUGUGCGUGCGUGUGCAGUGACUGGUGCACUGCAUUCACAUCCCAACAACUUCCCUCACCCCCUAUUCCGUUGCAGGCUGUGCGCACACCGGAGCUAAAUGCUGCCUCGCUCCCUCCUUUUGUAUAAAAGUGGACCCAAAAAUAUACAAACCAUUUGUACAACCCGGUGAACUAAAGCCGGCGACAUGGACAGUUUAUGGGAAAUGUUCAGAAUUUUUUUUACACCGCGAUUCCCUUAUAACCAGUAUCCAAAAAGAAAUAUUAUUUAACCGACUAAACACAAGUGCCACCACACUCGGUUGGAUUUACGGCGGGAGUAGUGAUGAUGAUGGUGUACAGAUCUGAACGGAACCUUCCAGGGCACUCUUCACCUUUCGAGAACCCCGUGGUAUCUGUGUGUGUCUCUUCCGCUCCCCCUCCCCCAGGAGUCCCAUGAUUGGCAGGGUCCGAAACUGGAAGCAACUUCUGAUACGAUACUCUCUCAUCUGUUGUGAUUGUUUUUUUAGUCACCGUAGAACGGUUUGCUAAAACCCUUCAUGAAGAGGUCAGGCUGCAGCAGUUGGUGGACGCACAGCGUGAAGAGCACAGACCUUUGCCUUUACACACUUAUUUAUAUAACGUCGGUUGUGUUGCUGGUUUCAAAGGCGAGCUGCGAGAUUUAAAAAAAGAGUUAGCCUGCCCAGUCUCUGACUCACACAGCUGCCUGUCCAAACGAAUGCCACAGGGUAAUGCGCAUAGAUUUGUGGCAGCUUAAGUGCAUCGAAAGCCAUAACUUACCUUCAGGCAGUCUUGGAUUCGAGGCCCAAAUGAGGCGAUAGCAUUUAAUGUGAACGAUGAAAGCCAAAAGGCCAAGGCCGAAAGCCACAAAAUCGAGACUGGCAUAGCUACAAUGUCAAGCCCAGGCCGAUGCCGGGAGUUGUUUAGGUCAAGGCCAGUGUCACGGCGGGCUCGUCUCGGCUGAGGCCAGCGUAAAGGAUGCAGCCUCUUAGACAAAGUCCUUGCACCGAGGCCACACCGUGACACCGCUGAGAGAAUAGCCGCGGGCCUGCAUUGAGGCUGAGGGCUCGUCUCGAGGAUCCAAGGCUGCCUAAAAGUGGAUUCCAUCUCUUUAAAAGUCAUUCGGCAUCGACCUAAAAUAGCGGUGACGAGAUACACAAAUAUUAGACCAGCAGGACUGCUUUCUACUUGUGACCACAUUUUGAAAAAUAUUGGUGGCAAUUUUUGUCGUAUAAUUGUUUUGCUUUCAUUUCUUUUACAAAUGACAUCCAGCAGAUACUUGUUGAUACUGACACAGCUAACAUGGAUGGCUUUUCGAAAUCCAUCAUUUGGAACACGAAUGCAAAUGCGUCGAAAUAAUAUUUUUCAACAAAGAUGCCUUCACUGCACGUGCUCCAUUCCACUGAGAAUACUUGAGAUGUCCUCAGGCACGUGCUCCUGUCCGCCCUAUUAGUCGACUCAAUAAUAAGGCAUUUACAGCCUUAGCCUUGUAUGAAUCCAGGUCGGAGUGUACGGCGAGGAGUGGUUAUUGAAUUGUCGUGUGAGCCUCUCACUGAGGACGGCGAAACUACCUUACGGCAGAGGUGGGACAAAGUCAUUGUUAUGCAAGUCCAAGUCGAGUCUGAAGUCAUCAAAUUCAUGACUCGAGUCUGACUCGAGUCCAAGUCACAUGACUCGAGUCCACACCUCAGAGGUGGAACAAAGUCAUUGUUAUGCAAGUCCAAGUCGAGUCUGAAGUCAUCAAAUUCAUGACUCGAGUCUGACUCGAGUCCAAGUCACAUGACUCGAGUCCACACCUCUGCCUUACGGCAUUCUGCAUGGCGGACAGCGCCAGAACAUUCUAGCUAGUCCAGCUCCAUCCUGCAUGGCCCGUGAGAUGAACGACGGUCUGUUGUUGUGGGUAAUCGGUGCGUGCAAACUUUUGGUCACUCAGAACAGACCAUGGAACGUAUAACGUCUCAAUAGCUGAUCCACAAGUACUAAGAAGGCAUCAUCGGUGCGAUAGGAAACGCCUCUCCACUUCACCCGACGCAAUUGUCUGGCUCCCAUCACCUCAAUGUCAAAUUGACAGCUGUUGCCCUUCACAAUACAUCAGCGGCAUGCAGAAGAAGCAGCGGGGCAAGCGUUACCCCACCACUCCAAUCCCUGGAUUCUGCCUAAUUCACUCUUCCGUUGUCUUAAGGGUAUCCAGUCCUAAUUAGUCUGUGCCAGCAAAAGUCAACAACUGUUCUUUGUGUGUCGUUUGGUUUAUGUGUAAGCCCUGUCAAAAAAAGAACAUGCGCUUAAAAGAAACAAGUUGCAGUUUCUAGUGCAGUCAACCUAUGAAACCAGGUCAGUGUGACUCAGCAAUAAGUUUAAUUUAUGUUGUACAAAUAGCUUUCGAAUGUGUUAAUAUCUUUUGUGUGUGCUGCACGGGUUUGUGUUGGUACGCAUCUUGUGCAAUGUAUCAUUUCACGUCGAGCUGCAUUUUGAAAUCGGAAUACACUUCAAGAGUUAACAAAUGAGACAAUGAAUCUCCCAACUUCAACAAGUUAUGCAUCAACGAAUUAAUAAAAGUAAAACAAUUUAGCAAUCGAUUGGUAUGAAGCGCAAACUUGUUUAAAAGCGAAGUGCAAGGUGAAAUACUGUGAGCUUAAACAUUCUAAAUACAAUUAUUUGGGUCUUUCGGUAAAGUCACGUAAAUAGGUUAAAAUAAAAAAAAAUAAAAGAAACAAAAAACUACAAAGUUUCGAAAUAAACAAUCGUCAUCCUGAUGACGAUCGCUUGUGUUGUGAUCGAAACGUAGUUUUUUGUUUAACUUUUACUAAUUUGAAGCUAUUUACGUGACUUUACCGAAAUACCCAAAUAAUAUGAAUUCCUGCAGUCACGAAAGCUUUAAGAUUCUAAAUAUAUGUUUUUAUUAGCAGUAAACACAUGAUUAAAAUUACAAUGUUUUGAUGCUUUAAUUGUUGAAGUCAUCACAAUAUUCCUGUCGAAGUCAAAUCUGUUCACCUAUGGCAAACCAUUUUAUUAUUUCCGUGCAAAACUCAAAUGUACAUAAACACACCAUGAAUUUUCAUUUUAAAACAAUAUACAUUCAUGAAAGAAAGGGAAAAAAAAAUUUCUUUAAAAAAAUAAUUGAUGGUCAACAACAGUAAACGAAUCACUCUACAAAACCGAUGGCCGGUCAUGGUGUAACGGAUAUUAAGAUUGCAUUACAAGCAGCAAUUUUACAAUUUUUUUUAUGGAAUCUAACAUAAUUACACUUGUAUGAAAUAUUUACCAGUAGCUUAAUGUAGCUAUAGCCCUAAGAGGGGAAUCCACAACGGCACUGUUUUCCCAUUGUUCAUUUAUAGCCAGCUGAUUGCAUUGACCCCAGAUUGAAAAUAUUUCGCCAUCUCCAUCAUCAUCAUCGUCAUUGUCGUCAUGAAAUCACCACAAUCACGGCUGAAAGGUGUCCUGAAAGAGGCGGUAUCUCAAAUAGGUUGCUGACCUCUUCAUGGAGAUUCAUUGUUGAACGUUACCCUCGCACGGGGCUUCUUCCAAGUUGCCCCUCUUCGUCGAACAACGAUGCUCAAUGAUAAACCGAUGCCCAAUGAUACAUUGGCUAACCAUUUCCGAAUAGGGCCCUUUAAGAAAAAAAAUGAUAUUAAACAUUUCACAGAGUUUCCUGGAUACAUAAUUAAUGAAAAAUAUAUAAUCAGGAUAAUCAGGAUAAUCGGUUUGGGCAAAAGAGAGCACCAAGGGAAGUCAGAUUGCCACGUGAGACAUUUUCAAUGUGUGGUGGUGGUGAGAAUGUCAAACAAUGAUAGAAAUAUCUUACCAGUAGCAGAUAUAUAACCAUUAAAACGAUAAUAAAAAUAUAUUGCAUCAAUUACCAACAUACAUUCAUCACAAUAUCCUCAAACGAAGCAGUGUUAGAUGCAUUGCAGAUGUAAUCGUUAAGAGGAUGCUGUGGUGAGUGAUGCACAUGCACAGAUGGUUGAGGGCAGGUUACCAAGGCGGAGGUCAGCAACAAAGGGAAAGUUCUAAUUCCAGAUGGUGGGAUACUCUUUAAGUGCACACUUUGGAGAUCGGGUGUCAACUAUUCAACAGCUUCCAGAUCUAGUAGAAGGAAGCGAUAACAAGGUGUGUUGGCAUAAAUGGCAUGGGCUGGAACGACCUCCCGAUGGUGACUUUUAUUGAGCGGCGUUUGUUGACCGGCGAUGGUGGUGAAGUAUUUUCAAACCUUGCAACUCACUACCAGUGCAGUGCCUGCAAUCUUACGUGCGGCUACCAUAGGCGACGGUGGCGGAACUUCCCCGUGCCGUGAGGACGCAGGGCGCCCUCGCCUGCUGGAGGCGUCACAGGAACUCUGCGUGCGUGGAUCGGAGCCGCCACCCCGAGCUCAUGCAGCACCGUGUGUGCACGUCACGCGGUCUUCGAGCCAGGCGGUCCUCUGCGCAUUCGGGUGAGACGUGCAUACUUAGUGGGGUUGGUGCAAAACCUUUCGUACUUGUACAAUAAAGCAAACUCUUACUCUGA